This is a messenger RNA of Amphibalanus amphitrite, 1590 nucleotides long. RefSeq lists its product as uncharacterized. Gene Ontology annotation, molecular function: G protein-coupled receptor activity. The coding region runs from base 178 to 1485 and encodes 435 amino acids. The transcript has 2 exons. Gene Ontology annotation, cellular component: membrane. NCBI's taxonomy places the organism in Eukaryota, Metazoa, Arthropoda, Thecostraca, Balanomorpha, Balanidae. The record is from RefSeq and is a predicted model, not a curated record. Gene Ontology annotation, biological process: G protein-coupled receptor signaling pathway.
GGCGCUAUCUGACCCGGACCGGGCUGCGUACAUCCCACCGGCGCCAAAAUAUCCGCCCGGACGGCCCACACCAGCGGCGACCACGGCCGAACCAGCUGCGGUCGCGCCUCGCUCACCGCACCGCGGCGGGCCCGGCCGACCGAUGUCACCGGAGCCACCUCUCCCGGCAGCUCCGAUAUGACGCUGCUGACGGAUUCGUGCAGCCCGUCCGAGAACUGCUCGUGGACCUCGAUGGACACACAGGUCCGGAUCAACGUGAUCAGCUACCGGUACUGCUACCCGACCAUCUCGGCGGCCGGGAUCGCGUGCAGCCUGGCGCUGCUGGUGACGCUGCGGCGCGCCUGCUUCCAGGCGGCCGACGUGUACACGUAUCUGCGCUGCCUGAUGGUGUCCGACUGCGCCGUGCUGGCCUUGAGCGGCGCCUCCAUGCUGGCCGACUCGGCUCUGCCCACGGUGCUCUGCGGCGACCGCUCGUUCCUGGUACGCUCGCACCUGUCGGCCGUUUGGCGUGUCGCCUUUCUGCCGCUGGCCAACUCGCUGAUCGUGUUCAGCAUGGGCGUCCAGCUGUGGAUGACGCUGGACCGCUACCUGGCGGUGUGCGCGCCGCGGCGCCGGCCGGCCCGCCGCCGGCGCCGGCGCCUUCUGCUGCGCGUCGCCGCCACGCUGCUCGUGGCGCUGGCCAUGCACGCGCCGCUGGUGCUGGGGUACCGGGUGGUGCGCCACUGCCCCGGCGGCCGCCAGUUCUUUGAGGUGGCGCUGAGCGGCGGCAGGGCGCAGCUGGGCCACGCGUGGACCGCCUACCAGUGGGCGCUGCAGCUGCUGGCGCGCUGGACGCCCACCGGACUCCUGCUCUACUGCAACGGCUACAUCAUCGCUGCCAUCAGACGCCGGGAGCGGCGCAUCAGCGCCACGCCGCGCCCCGCGUCUGACGAGCCGGGCCGGCCGGCCGCAGCACCGGGGCAGUCGGCGGCCAGUGAAGGCUGUCCGGGGGGAGAUCCACAGCAGCAGCCGCGGGUGUCGAUAGUCAGCGACUCUUGCCAGGAGGGGACGACACAGCAGCAGCAGCAGCAGCCGAGACUUUCGGUGGUCAGUGACGGCUGCCAGGAGGGGAUGCCGCAACAGCAGCAACAGCAGCAGCCGCAGCAGCCUCGGCUGUCGGUGGUCAGUGACAGCUGCCUAGAGGGAGCGUCGCCGCAGCAGCAGCGGCGACGGAAACGACAGGAGGCCGGCCACCGGCUGGAAUUGCUUCUCUGCGCCAUGGGCCUGUCCUACCUCGUCACCAACUGUCUUCAGAUGGCCCUCUUCAUCGCCCAAUACGUGUACGACCAGAGAAACGACAGCGUCCAGAUCUUCCGAGCCGUCGCAAAUAACUACGAGGCGCUUAAUUUCAUGCUGGAUUCCGUCUUCGCGCUGGCGUUCCUGCCUCAGAUUCGCCGCGAGUCUGUCCAGCAGCUGAAGACUUUAUUCAAACGCUCCGGCAACUAAGCUAGCCGUAGUUACAUCCAAUAAUCAUCAGCAUUAUCACCAUCAGCAUAGGGACUAUGAAAGCUGUUGUUUUCGCGUCAUUCACCAUUAUACCGAGAUUCCGAG